Molecule: messenger RNA, 1070 nt
Organism: Helianthus annuus (common sunflower)
Lineage: Eukaryota; Viridiplantae; Streptophyta; Magnoliopsida; Asterales; Asteraceae
Product: protein SRC2 homolog
Exons: 1
Coding region: 133-906 (257 amino acids)
Biological process (GO): defense response
Source: RefSeq, a predicted model, not a curated record
UCACUAGAAGCAUUAUCCUCGAGAUCCUUCUUUAAACCAUCCAAACGUGCAACUACUAUUUAUACCUUCCAUCCUCCACCGUAACAUUUCAUUCGUAACCACCACUAAUCUCUGAUCAUUCACCGGCAGAUCAUGGCUGCGCGUUACGAACUAGAGAUCACGAUUUCCUCUGCCAAAAAUCUUAAAAACAUCAACUGGCGGCACGGCCCUCUCAAGCCGUAUGCCGUAGUUUGGGUAGACCCCAAAAAUAAAUGCUCUACACGGGUCGAUGAGGAGGGAGACGAGUCGCCCAUAUGGGAUCAAACCCUCGUCAUCCCUCUGAAUGACCCGAUAGAGGAUUCCACUCUCUACAUCGACAUCGUCCACGCCAACGCGGCGGAGGACACGAAGCCGUUGAUCGGCUCCGCCAAGCUUAAACUCAAGGACGUCGUUGAUGAGGUCGGCAUCGGAGAGGCGUUUACUGACAGUCUAAAACUGAAACGCCCCUCUGGCCGACCCCAUGGGAAGGUGGAGGUGAAAGUGUCUGUUAGGGAACCGCGCUAUCAUGCGCCGGAUCCCUACUAUGCUCCUCCGUAUGGUGUACCCCCACCGCAGUACCACCCUGCCCCACCACCAUACGGGGGAAAUUAUCCCUACACAGCUCCGCCAUCAGGGUAUCCGUAUUCCCCAUACGGUGCACCUCCACCUCAAUAUGGGCAGGGUGGGUACGGUGGUCAACCAUCGUACGGGUAUGCUGCGGAGGAGAAGAAGAGUAAGUAUGGGAUGGGGACCGGACUGGCGGUCGGUGCGGCGGCCGGUUUGUUGGGUGGGUUGGCCAUAGCUGAGGGUGUUGAUUAUGUGGAAGAUCAAAUAGCCGAAGAUGCUGCCGAGAAGGUUGAGGAAGAUCUCGGUUACGAUGACGAAUAGACCGUUUCGUUCUUAUUCCUUAUCUUUUUUCUUUGUUUUGUUAUUUGUCACCCGAAGAUGCUCAUUUAUGUGUUUUCAAUAAUUAAAUGAAAGUUACGUAAAUUAAAUUUGGUGUAACGUGAUAACGGAAUUAAGACUGAGUAGCAGGAAUAUUGUGGUUGAAA